AUGCCCAGAUCCACCGGCGGGGGCAUCGGGACCAGGCGCCCGGCCUCUGCCCAGCAGGCGAGCAUGUCCCGGCUGGACCUGGAGGAGCUGGCUGAGAUAGAGCUGCAGACAGAUGAGGAGGAGGCCACAGAGUUGGGCACGGAGAGGCCUCCGGUACCUCCCGCAGCCGCACAGGCCCCGGCGCUGAGCACGCAGCACUCGUUCUACGACGUGGCCAGGCACGGCAUCCUGCAGGUGGCAGGGGAGGACCGCUUCGGGAGACGCGUGGUCACCUUCAGCUGCUGCCGGAUGCCGCCCUCCCACGAGCUCAACCACCAGCGUCUGCUGGAGUACCUGAAGCACGCGCUGGAGCGGGCCGCGGAGAGGGACUACGUGGUCGUGUACUUCCACCACGGGCUGAGCAGCCGCAACAAGCCUUCCCUGCGCUGGCUGCAGGGCGCCUACAAGGAGUUUGACAGGAAGUACAGAAAGAACCUGAAGGCCCUCUACGUGGUGCACCCCACCAGCUUCAUCAAAGCCCUGUGGAACGUUUUCAAGCCCCUUAUCAGUCACAAGUUUGGGAAGAAAGUCACCUAUGUCAACUCUCUGAGCGAGCUGCGGGAGCACCUCCAGCUGCGGGAGCCCCACGAGCUCACGGUCCCCCAAGAAGUACUGCAGUAUGACGAGAGGCUCCAUAACCUGGCCACGGGCAGGCCGCCCCCUCCCGCCAAGACGCCACCACCACGGCCUCCUCUGCCCACCCAGCAGUUUGGCGUCAGCCUGCGAUACCUCAAAGACAAGAACCAAGGCGAGCUCAUCCCCCCGGUGCUGCGGUUCACGGUGACGUACCUGAGAGAGAAAGGGCUCCACACCGAGGGCCUGUUCCGGAGAUCGGCCAGUGUCCCAACCGUCCGUGAGAUCCAGCGGCUCUACAAUCAAGGGAAGCCCGUGAACUUCGACGACUACGGGGACAUCCACGUGCCUGCCGCGAUCCUGAAGACCUUCCUGCGGGAGCUGCCCCAGCCACUGCUGACCUUCGAGGCCUAUGAGCAGAUUCUGGGGAUCACCAGUGUGGAGAGCAGCCUGCGCGUGACCCAUUGCCGCCAGAUUCUGCAGAGCCUUCCAGAGCACAACUAUGCUGUCCUCAGCUACCUCAUGGGCUUCCUGAACACGGUGUCCCGGGAGAGCAUCUUUAACAAGAUGAACAGCUCCAACCUGGCCCGCGUCUUCGGGCUGAAUUUGAUCUGGCCGUCCCAGGGGGCGUGCUCCCUGAGUGCCCUCGUGCCCGUCAGCCUGUUCACCGAGCUGCUGAUCGAGUACUAUGGGAAGGUCUUCCGCGCGCAGGAGCCAGGUGGGGGGCCCGCCGAGGACAGCCCCUCAGCUGGUAGAUGUGCUGGAGACAGACACGCAGGGGCCCAGGGACGUCACACAGCAGCGUCUGUUGUUGCCUGUGACUGGGGCACCAUCGGGCUGCUGCCUUGGCUGGCUCUGGUGGUCAUCUGGGGACGCCGCGCCGCUGGCUUCCCGGCCCUUCGGCACAUGCAGGACGUGCUCUCACCCUGA
This is a messenger RNA of Talpa occidentalis (Iberian mole), 1542 nucleotides long. RefSeq names its product Rho GTPase activating protein 8 (gene ARHGAP8). Gene Ontology annotation, cellular component: cytoplasm. The record is from RefSeq and is a predicted model, not a curated record. Gene Ontology annotation, molecular function: GTPase activator activity. Gene Ontology annotation, biological process: negative regulation of endocytic recycling; small GTPase-mediated signal transduction. Lineage: Eukaryota; Metazoa; Chordata; Mammalia; Eulipotyphla; Talpidae.